This is a messenger RNA of Closterium sp. NIES-67, 2785 nucleotides long. Lineage: Eukaryota; Viridiplantae; Streptophyta; Zygnematophyceae; Desmidiales; Closteriaceae. The record is from the annotation of a GenBank genome assembly.
CAUCCCACCAACAUUUUCUUCUUUCUAUCUCGCCAAGCACAUCAACCAGCAAUCAGCGCGGUUGCACGCGCGCCCGUCAUGGCCGUGGCCGCAUGUUCCGCUACCGCCUCCGUCGCCGCUGCAGCGGCGGGAACCAGGGGCCUGCGCGACGACCAUGAGUCACUAGGCCCGUCCGCGCGCGCAGCCUUCACGCCCUUCAAUGGCCUCCACGCUCUCCCCUCCCAGCCCUCCCGCUCGCCGCCCUCGCUCUGCCCGCCUGCUCCUGCCUCCCGCCCAGGGCAGCCCCGCGAAUCCGGGCCGCUCGAAUCCGCGCGCGGGUUGACGGUCGUGGCGAAGCAGCGCGGCACGCAGCGGAUCGCGAAGACGCAACGCGGGACUACUAGCAAUGUCCGCGGCACCAAGCGCGGCACGCAGAUCCUUCCCCGGAAGGGCAGAGCGGAGGAACCCCAGCCGUCGCGCGGAACGCUCAUCUUCCGCCGAAGAGACUCCGCGCAAGCGGAAACCGCGCAGCAGGACGGAGCCGCGGCGGCCCCCGCCCGCCCCGAGGAGCUUCCCGCGUCGCCCGGGCCGUUCUACGCCGUGGCGCGGCUGGCGUCGCUGCUGCUCGGCCCCGGCGCGCCCGACGCGAAGACGGUGUUCGUGGCGGGCGGCGCGGCGGGGCCCACGGCGUCGCGCGUGGUGGCGGAGCUGCUGGCGGCGGGAUUCAAGGUGCGCGCGGGCGCGGAGGACGCGGACAAGGGCGCGAUGAAGCAGCUGCUGGCGCAACUCAAGCCGCUAGUCAGCGCGGGCGACGCCAAGCGCCUGACCCUGGUGCAGUACAGCGCGCGAGACCCCGACUUCACCGCGCAGGCCAUGGCGGGCGCGGGCACCGUGGUCGUCACGCUGGGGCGCGCGGAGAACGGCGCGGGCAGCGCGGGCGUGGUGUCCCCACAGGACGCGCUGGACCUGCUGCGCGCGGCGGAAGCCGCCCGCGCGUCGCAGUUCGUGUUGCUGACGGAUUUCGCGCAGGGCUCGGGCGCGCGGGACGGCACCGUUGUGUCCGCCAUGCUCGCGUUCCUGGGGUCCAUUGGGCGGCGCGGCGUGUCGUAUGCGGGCCUGGCGACGGCGCUGGCGGAGAGUGAGGUGUCGUACAGCAUCGUGCGCACGGGGUUCUGCGACGGCGUGCCCGACAGCCUCAUGGCGCGGUCAAACCUCGUGGUGGCGGCCGAAGGCAGCAUCAACAGCGGCAAGAUAUCGCGGGCGCAAGUGGCGCAGCUGGUGGCGGCGCUGCUGAGCGACCCGAAGAUGGCACGGGAUAAGGCGUUGGACGUGGUGGCCAGCGAGGCCGCGCAGCCCACCCCAUUGGCCGACAUGCUGAGUCUCGUUCCCCCUGACCCCCGGCGCGCCAACAGGCUACUAGCAGCGGAGCAGGAGGAGCAGGAGGCGGCGGCAGCAGUGGCGAGGGAGGCGGCAGGCAGGGAGGCGGCGGAGAGGGCCGUGCAGGCAGAGGCGCUGGCCAGGGCGGCUGAGGAGAAGGCCGCUGCUGAAGCCAUGGCAGCCAAGGCAGCACGGGAGGCAGCAGAGGCGGCAAAGGCUCAGGUGAACUCUCAGGUGGCGACAGCAGCAGUGUCGGACAUGGUGGGCUUCCUCAAGGGCACCUCCUCCGACCUUCCCCCAGCCAAGGCCGUGCUGCCGUCCUUCGCCAGCCUCGUGCCCAAGGCCGCCACAGCGCUCGACACCUCCCAACAAGGCCCCUCGGACGCCCCUGCGAAGAAGCCCACUCUGCCUUCCUUCACCAGCCUCGUCCCCAAGGCAGCCAGUCCUCCUGGGAGCGCUCAAGACACGUCCCCUGAGGUUCCUUCCCCGAAGACUGCACUCCCGUCCUUCUCCAGCCUUGUUCCCAAAAUCCCUGCCAUCACCCCCUCCCCGGCUGCUGCUGCAGCAGCGUCUGCAGCUAAUGCUUCACCUGGUGGCCCUUCCAUAGCUGCUGCUGCGGCGGCGGUGACGGGCGUGGUGGCGAGCGCAGUAGGGAUUGUGGGAGGCGGGCAGGGGGGCACCAUGAGAGGGACAGCAGGGAGCGCUGCCACUGCUGCUGCUCUGGCUGCUGCAGGGCUGGCGUCUAAGCAGAGGAGACCACUGAAGCAGAGGGAAGGGGGGCAGGGGAAGAGCGGGCGCAAGGCGGGUGAGGCUGCUGGUGAGAAGAAGACCGGCCUUGGGGGGUUGUGGCAGCAGGAAACAGUGUUUGUGGAUAGCACGGAUGCCGGUGACUUCUGAGUCAUGCCAUGGCACGGCAGCUUGAAUGGACGGCUGUGUGUGUGUUUUAGCCGUCACCUGUGUGUGUGUGUGAUUGUCCACUAGUGUGUUCACGUUCAUCUGUCUCUAUGUGUGCGUGUUUUGUGUGUGAGUGAGUGAGUGUGUUAAGAUAUGGGAAGGGGUGGUUGGGAUGGGACUGUGGGGCGAGAUGGGAGGGGGUGGAGGAGGAUGAGUUGAGCAUUCAGGCAUGGAUACGAUCAGUGGCGCCCGCGCUGCUGAGGUUGUGGGUUGUGGAUACCGUUGGGAUUUUUUACCUGGUGGUUAAAAAAUCUGGAACCAGUGUUUGACCAAGACUGACAAGGUGACAAGUGGUGUUGGCUUGCCAAGGGCAUGUGGCACCUGGGAUUUUUAUGGGGAACUGCUGUAUGGUGAGUCGCAAUUGGCGACUGGUACUACUAGCUGUCACUGCCGUAGCCUUUUUGUAGGCACUGCUUGUUUGUAAGUGAGCAUAGCUUACGGUAAAAUUCCGUUAUGUGUGAUCUAUCCAAUGAAA